Molecule: messenger RNA, 2269 nt
Organism: Silurus meridionalis
Lineage: Eukaryota; Metazoa; Chordata; Actinopteri; Siluriformes; Siluridae
Gene: mylk4b
Product: myosin light chain kinase family, member 4b
Exons: 15
Coding region: 1-1617 (538 amino acids)
Biological process (GO): intracellular signal transduction; protein phosphorylation; positive regulation of apoptotic process
Cellular component (GO): nucleus; cytoplasm
Molecular function (GO): ATP binding; protein serine/threonine kinase activity
Source: RefSeq, a predicted model, not a curated record
AUGUCUACCACAGAUAGCAAGCAUGGAAAAUGUGGUCUCCCUAAUGCAGUGAACGCUCCUAUGCCACAUACGGCAUUUCUGAACAACUAUGUCCCAUUGGGUGGAGAAGCUGCGAGGCCAGCCAUUGGACGCAUGGAAAAAGUGGAGACUCUGCGCUGCUACUGGGAGCUGAAACAUGUUCCAAAGGAGGGUCUGGGGCAGCUGAAAGAGAAGAAGAAGACAAAUGUGUGCCUAGAGGUGUUAAAAUCCCAGAAAAAGGAACCUCCUGAUGUAACAGGUACAGACCAGGAUGACGUGGAAAAGAGAAAGGCUACAAGCAGAGGGGUAGAAGAGGAAAUUGAAAAAGAGAAACAUAUUUUUAUAGAAUCCAAGCUAAAUGAGAAAUUAGAAACCAACAUAGAGGAAGAGAAUCAGAGAAUAGAAAAUGGAGAUUGCUUGAGUGUCCCUGAGGUUUCGGCUUUACUCCUGUCGACCUGUGAGUUUAACCAAGACCAUGAUGUCUCCCAGGAAAGGAGACGGGUAGAGAAUCUGGAGAAAGAUCUCGAAAAAAGCAAAGUGGAGGAAACGUCAGAGGAGGUGGCUCAAAGUGAGGAAGAAAAGCAGCCUGGAGUGGGAGCAUCAGAAGUGGAACCAGAGAAACCUGCUGAAGAGAGAAAAAAAGAACCAAUGCCUGGAGAGUAUAUAAUAGAUAACUCACCUCCUCCUCCAGCACCCUUUGAGCACCGUGUGGUGACAACCAAAACCAAGCACAUAGCCACCCACUAUACCAUCAACAGAGAAGAAGUGCUUGGAGGUGGGCGCUUUGGAAUGGUCCAUAAGUGUGUGGAGAAUAAUUCUGGCCUCACGCUGGCAGCUAAGAUCAUCAAAACCAGGAAUCAGAAGGAGAAGGAAGUGGUUAAAAGUGAGAUUGAGGUUAUGAACCAGUUGAACCAUACUAGCCUCAUCCAGCUCUAUUCUGCUUACGAGUCUCGCAAUGAUAUCACUCUCGUCAUGGAGUAUGUCGAGGGAGGAGAAUUAUUUGAUCGCAUCAUCGAUGAAAAUUACAAUUUGACUGAAUUGGACACAGUGCUGUUAAUCAGACAGAUCACAGAGGGACUGCAAUACAUGCACAAGAUGUACAUACUACACCUUGAUUUGAAGCCAGAAAAUAUACUGUGUGUCAGCCGAGAAACAAAUAAAAUCAAGAUCAUUGACUUUGGGCUGGCCAGAAGAUAUAAACCAAGGGAGAAGCUCAGGGUCAAUUUUGGCACACCCGAGUUCCUUGCACCUGAGGUGAUCAAUUAUGAAUUUGUCUCCUUCCCAACAGAUAUGUGGAGCUUAGGAGUCAUUACGUACAUGCUGCUAAGCAGUCUAUCUCCUUUCCUGGGUGAUGAUGACAAUGAGACACUGAAUAACAUCCUAGAAUGUAAGUGGAACUUUGAGGAGGCCGAGUUUGCAGAUAUCUCUGAUGAAGCUAAAGACUUCAUAUCAUGCCUGCUUGUGAAGAGCAAGAGUUGGCGGAUGAGUGCUUCUCAGUCACUUAAACAUCCCUGGUUGUCUGAUCGAUCACUUCACUAUCGUCUGCAUCAGAAAGGGAACAAGUGCCACUCCACACACGCACCUCCAACAAAGAUCUAAAACAGAAAACUUCUUUACCCAUGUGAAGAACUGGACCAACAACACUGCACCUGAAAGGCCUCUAGCUGCUAUACAACAAUGAAUAUCCAUUUCAGACCCUCUAUAAGUAGGCUACAACACAAUUCUGAUUCUUCUUUGUAACACUAUCUGAACCAGGAGAUCGAUUUACAGACUUCCACUUGCUGCGUGCAGCAUACACACAACUUUGCUGUUAUUCACACAAUUCACAAUUUGUUAACUAGUCUUAUUUUGGUGAUUUUAUAUUCUUUUUUGAUAUUUAUACAGGCACAAAAACAAUUCUGUUUCUACAAUGUCAUAUUACAAUGUAGUGUAGUUGUGAUAUGCUUGAAUACAUGAUUACUUUCACUUCAUGUUACAAAUCCAGCAUCCUCACCAAGUUUGUUUCUUGUUUGUAUAUUGGAAAACAUGGCUUUUUGACCAUAAGAUUUGUAUCUGCAUUUUAAACAUCCCAUUCUACAUUUAGUUUCCAUUUAAUUAAAAUAACCUCCACUCUUCUUGGAAGAUGUUCCACAAGACUUUGAAAUGUGGUUGUAAAGAUAUUUUUGCUCAUUCAACUACAAGGGCAUUAGAAAAGUCAGGUUCAGUCAGUGUUCCAAUUCAUCCUGAAGGUGUUCAAUAAGGUUAAGAUCAG